AUGGAACGUAUGACACAAGCGCAAGACAGACGACAUACUGCAAAAAUAUUCGACGAACAAAUGCAUUGUUUCCAAGGGGGUUUGAAAUUUUAAAGCAAUUUAAACUAACGAAAAGAAGUGUUACCGUGAUUUAUAAAGUAAUUUCAACUGUUGAAAGACGAGCAAUUUUACAUUUGCCAUGGAUGAAAAACAAAGAGUGAUAUCGACACUGCGUGCGUUGUUAGUUUUUAAAAAAGACGCAACACCACUACGUGAACUCAAACACGAUUACUGUGAAUUGGAAUUCACAAAUGAAAUACCGUGUUUCGAACACAAAAGUGUUAUUGACUUUCUGAUAUCCAGCGGUGAAUUUACUGUAAAUGUAGAGCCCACCGGUUUGGUAACUGUUCGCGAGAAGCCAAAAUUGUUAUCAUCUCAUCUGAAGAAGGCGUCACAACAGAAAACGCGCUCAACUCCAGGCUCAGCCGUAGUGCAAGCUGUGAAAAACUUUAUUUGUAAAAAUCAAAAGCAGGAAGUUCCAGCAGUUAAGGAAAUAGAGUUGAGACAGUGGAAUGGCCCAGCUGAGAACACAUCUCGCUUGGUUGCAAAAGUGAACAUUGAAGUGGAUCCAAGAGAGAAACUUUGGGAGCAGACAUCGAAAACAACCACAAUGGACACGAUUGCUGAAUUAAAAACACAGUCGAAUCCAUUCAUCAAAGCACAAGAAGAAAAUGAUCAGAAACAUUUCAAGGAAACUGCGUCGAGUAAUCGACACGAGAUACGCGAGAUACGCACGAAAAAUACUGGCAAUAUUAUGGAUCGAUUUUCACAGAGUAAUACCGAAAAAUAUCACGACUCAUUCAAUAAACUGAACCGUAUGUGCGUUACUUUUACCAAAAGUCUUACCUGUAACGAUCAAAAUAAAUACCGUGCAGUGUUGCAGAUUGACCAUGUACAAUAUUUUGGUGAAGGAAACACCAGUGACGAAGCAAAUGACAAUGCAGCAAGUAAAUAUCUUCACUCAUUUGAAACUGGUGUGCAUCAGAAACGGGCGAACCAGGAAUAUUUAAAUGAUGUUGUACCAAAUUUAUCGAUCAUUAAAUUGUACGAAAUGUAUGAUGAACUGAAUUAUCGAACCAUUCUUCGUCCAGGCGAGCGUCACAUGUUUAAAACUGUUGUACAGGUCGAUUCGGUGAAUUAUUAUGGCAGUGGUAAAAGUUUCCAACAUGCUGCAGCCGCAGCUGCCGAUACGUGCCUUCAAUCGAUCAAACUUGGUCGUCAGAAUAAAUUAUUAAGCAGCACUGAUAAAUUGCUUCAUUUUAAGCAGAACUAAAAUUUGAACUUGUAAAAUUGAUUCAUUCAAAUCGUACAAUAUUGUAAUUGUUCAUGAAGUGUUCCCGAGAAUUUUAAGCUGCUGAUUUGUCUUUG
Molecule: messenger RNA, 1407 nt
Organism: Bradysia coprophila
Lineage: Eukaryota; Metazoa; Arthropoda; Insecta; Diptera; Sciaridae
Source: RefSeq, a predicted model, not a curated record